Molecule: messenger RNA, 1978 nt
Organism: Heteronotia binoei (common prickly gecko)
Lineage: Eukaryota; Metazoa; Chordata; Lepidosauria; Squamata; Gekkonidae
Exons: 3
Coding region: 515-1891 (458 amino acids)
Molecular function (GO): DNA binding
Source: RefSeq, a predicted model, not a curated record
GCAUGACCCAAACAUGCUACCUGAUAGCAGCUAGGUUUUUCCCCUUUGAAAUGGCCACAUUUUUUUAAAAAAAGAAAGCUUUCCGUAUGCUUUUUUGCCUGUCUCAACGCAUUUUUUCCUUUCCUCUCAGAAAUAGUUUUAAUCUCCCUAAAAAUUGUCCCUCCCCCCCCCUCCCCCAUCCAGUGAGGACUUGUUUUGCAAGCUCUCCCUCCGUUUGUCGCCCUGGGGAAAAAAGGCAAAUUCAAGUCUCCCUCCAGGCUUGUUUUGAAUGCAAACACGUCCCUGUCUCUGUGUGUGUGUGUGUGUGAGCAUGAGAAAGGGGAGGGACUUUUGGCUUGAGCUGUUCGUCUUCCGUUAUUCUUAAGUAUGAAAAAGCCAGCCCCAGCAAACUGAUGCAUUUUGCUCAGAUCCUGUCAGCCUGACACCAUCCAGCUCAGCGAUCAACAAAUAAGACGACAAAGAAACUCCUCAAAUAAACCCCAAUCUGGGACCCAUUUUGACUCCCAAUUCAGACAUGGUGGCAGGUCGUAAGAAGAAAAACCAGAAGAAGAGAGUCCUUGCAGGCCCCACGGCCAUGGAGGUGCAGGAUCUCAGACAGUUUCCACUUGCAGAAUCUCUCCAUAGACAACCACCACCAGGAGGUCCAAGGACGGCCAUGGAUAUGAUUCUGCUGCUUUUAAGAGAGGUGUCAAAGGAUACCAAACAACUACGAGCCGGGCAAGAUUCUCUGCUUGCUGAGAUGGCCGAGUUAAGAACAUCAAUAGGCCAAAUGAAUCAGUGGCUUGAUUUAGCCGAAACACGAUUUUCCUCUUUGGAAGACAGAGCUUGUGAAACCCAUCAAACCAACUCAGUCAUGUCGGCUUCGCAGUCUGAUCCCACAGCAUCUCCAUCUUCCUUCAGCUCUCACCAAAUGAUCUUGGAUGCUGUUCGGACUGCUGCUUCACCAGGUUCGGCUUCUGUGUACAGUGGGGAUGCAUCAAGUGAACCUGCUCCUCCUUCAUCAGAACAUUUCAGAACUGCUUCCAGCACAAGGGUGUACAGUGAGACUGAGAAGACAGCGCAUAUUGAGGCUGAGGAAUCUGGUCAGCAAGAAGACACCUUCUGGGCAGCAUCAACAGAGCCACAGCUGUGGACAAGCAAACUCCCAGAGACCCCACAACCCCCAUCUCUAGUUGAAAUGCAGAAAGAAGCACCAUGGACAGGCACACGAUUGUCUAGAAGACGUCCCACCAAGAAGAGAUCCGGUGCCUCUGCUCCAACCUCCGCCGCUACCUCUGCUGGGGCUCUGGGUCGUCUUGUCUCAUCACCCCCCAAAGAAGUGAUGUCUCCCACUAAACGUCCACAAGCAUCCAUUGUCUGGCGCUAUUUCACAAAGCAUCCCACAUCCAAGUUCAUUGCUGCCUGCAACAUCUGUGGAGUGAGUGUGAAAACUGGAAAAAUAGGAGGCUGUGGCAGGGUGGGGACUUCAGCACUGCUCAAACACAUGAAGUCCAUCCAUCACAUUGCCCAGGAGAAGGCACCAUCUGUAUUGCCUGCAGCGAUUUCUAAGAUGAGAACUGCUUCUAAGAUGAGCAAUACGAGAAGGCCUUCCGCUGUUGAGAGACUCCGCAGAACUGGAUCGGCUGCUUCAGUUUGCACUGCUACUGCAGAGGCGACUCGUCGUUCUCUUGCCUCUUCACCCCCUGCAAAAGUUAUGUCUCUGGCCAAGCGCCCACGAGCAUCCAUUGCCUGGCGCUAUUUCACAAAGCAUCCCACGUCCAAGUUCAUUGCUACCUGUAACAUCUGUGGAGUGGAUGUGAAAACUGGAAAAAUAGGAGGUUGUGGCAGGGUGGGAACUGCACCUCUGCUCUCGCACAUCAAGCGCAUCCACCACAUUGCCCGGAAGAAAUAGGUGUUGGGAAAAGGGACACGCCUUGGGACACUGGGUUGGGAGCAAUAUUUUAUUAUGGCAGUUGAAUAAAUCAUAACAUUUUCUUUU